Patiria miniata (bat star) is the source of this 1184-nucleotide messenger RNA. Its product is annotated as caveolin-1-like. The record is from RefSeq and is a predicted model, not a curated record. NCBI's taxonomy places the organism in Eukaryota, Metazoa, Echinodermata, Asteroidea, Valvatida, Asterinidae. The transcript is spliced from 4 exons. Gene Ontology annotation, cellular component: caveola. Gene Ontology annotation, biological process: caveola assembly. Gene Ontology annotation, molecular function: molecular adaptor activity. Bases 104 to 718 code for a protein of 204 amino acids.
UGUCACUUGUUCGUGCAUACUUAGAAAACUACACCUAUCGCGCUCGUCACACAACUACACGGUCUCACCGCCAGCACGUCUUUAUUCAGGUCCAACACCCGUCAUGAAUCCAGAUCCGUGGAACGUUAACAGCCAACAGCCCCCUAAGUACCCGCCCCUGCUGGGCUCCGCACACGUCCCGACUUACAGCUCUGGGGCGCCACCGGCCGCUACUGCUGGCCAGCCCGCUGGCAUGGGUGGGGAACGCCCGGCCAGCCGCGCUGACACGAGCUCGUUCUCCGCUGAUGAGGAAGAUAAUAUGUACGGAAUGACCCACCAUGUUAAGGUUAAAUAUGCGGAAGUUUUCAAAGAGGCUGACGGUGCCGAUAGCUUCGAGCCGCUUGCCAAUGUAAUGGGAUUUGUCUUUACAUGGACACAGCUGGGCUUCUACCGUUUCUUCAGCCUGAUUUUCGGCGUCUUUCUGGUCUUUCACUGGGGGAUCGUUUUCGCCUUCUUCAACUUUUUCACGGUGUUCAUCAUGCAACCCACUGUCAAGCUGACCUUCAUUCUGCUGAGGCCCCUAGCCAUGAUGCACAAGGCGCUCGUGCGGACCCUCCUGGACCCGCUGUGGCAGUCAAACGGUUUGAUCUUCUCUCGCAUUAUGGGCAGGUUUGCGUUCAACUUCAAAGGGCUGCCUGGCCAGAAGCCGACCCGCGCAGCCGCCAUCGAGGAACUGUGAAAUGUAAGUUGCGCGCCAACAAAUUUAAGAGUGGUUUUGUGGUAUCGUUUUGAGUUUAGUGUCACUGGUUUGUAGAAGGUUUCCAUAUGUAAAAUUUGCAGGAGAAAUAAUACAUAAAAUAAUGUGUAAUGAGCUGUCUUGUUGAGAAUCUGCAGCAGCUGACAAUGUGACAACGUCGUGUUGAAUAUGUAGAUGAUGAACUGGAUUUGAAAAAUAAAAAUGGCCAAGCCAAACAUACACAUGUAACAGAGCACCAAACUUUCACGAGUAAAAAGUAUAUGCUUCAAAGUUUUAUCAAGCAUAACUAAGGCGGUAUUUUGAAACAUAGACAAAGAGCAGGGCUGAUUGUGUAAAUGCUAAUCAUUUCCGGGUUUAGAAAAGUAUGGGGCAACUUAAAUUAUAAGAUUUGAGGCUUUGCAUGGUGGAGUUUCGGUAUCGUUUCGGUUUGCGGUAACACCAUGUGGUA